Molecule: messenger RNA, 767 nt
Organism: Pyricularia oryzae 70-15
Lineage: Eukaryota; Fungi; Ascomycota; Sordariomycetes; Magnaporthales; Pyriculariaceae
Product: endoribonuclease L-PSP
Exons: 3
Coding region: 185-571 (128 amino acids)
Cellular component (GO): cytosol; mitochondrion
Molecular function (GO): deaminase activity
Source: RefSeq, a predicted model, not a curated record
CAUGUAACUAUUUGUAGAGUUUGGUUGGAGAAAAAGCAAAGAUGAACCUUGGGCGUUGAUGUCGAUGCCCAGCUGAUCUUUUGUGUGUUUUAACGUUCACUGCCAACUUGAACGUCAAUUCUCUUUGCCACGGCACAGGUUGCAAACUCACAUUCUACCACCCAAACCACCCGACACCGUCAAAAUGUCAGACAAGACCGCCGUCCUGACCGACAAGGCCCCCAAGCCCCUCCCCGGCAUCUACAGCCAGGCCAUCAAGGCCAACGGCUUCGUUUUCGUCUCGGGUGCCGUGCCCAUGGACCCCGUGAGCAUGCAGAUUAUCGACGGCGACAUCCAGGCGCACACGCACCAAUGCAUCAAGAACCUGACCGCCAUCCUGGAGGAGGCCGGUUCCAGCAUCGAAAAGGUCGUCAAGGUCAACGUCUUCCUGUCCAACAUGGACGACUUUGCGGCCAUGAAUGAGAUUUACAUGCAGUACUGGGGCGAGGUCAAGCCAUGCCGGACAUGCGUGGCCGUCAAGACGCUGCCGCUCAACGUGGACGUCGAGAUUGAGUGCACUGCUCUGUGCUAGGUUUUGGGCAUCAUUGCUGGCAGUAAUUAGGAUUCCGUAGCAAGUCUCCAACUGAAAACAAUGAAAAAGAAAAGAUGAUCACAAGAUUUCAUAAAAACUUCACUUCUUCGUUCGCUUCUUCGUUGUUGCACUCAUUAUUCCACACGUACACCAAACUACACUAUACAGCCUACAGCUCCUUCAACGCCUCACAAAA